Purpureocillium takamizusanense is the source of this 1013-nucleotide messenger RNA. It is a transcript of the gene GPX2, whose product is annotated as Glutathione peroxidase. Gene Ontology annotation, biological process: response to oxidative stress. The coding region runs from base 96 to 806 and encodes 236 amino acids. Gene Ontology annotation, molecular function: glutathione peroxidase activity. Lineage: Eukaryota; Fungi; Ascomycota; Sordariomycetes; Hypocreales; Ophiocordycipitaceae. The record is from RefSeq and is a predicted model, not a curated record. The transcript has 2 exons.
GCUUGCGGCCGAGGCUCCAACCACGACUGACAAAGUAUCGCCGCCCUCGUCUUCCCCGGAAUUGCCUCUGCUUGUCCAACUUCUCCUCCUCCCCCAUGAACCGCGUCGCCACUUGUCAUCACAUCGCCAACCGCCAGCUUUCGUGCGCGAUACGAAAGAGACCCUCGUCGCUUGCUCUCAUCCCAUCCAUCGACGCCCCGCGCCCCGCUCGACGUCGCCUCAUCACCAACGCCUCCCAGGCAGCGAAGUUCCCAAAGGGUACUCGUUUUCACUACGCGCCCCGGCACUUCGCCACGAUGGCCUCCGCGACCGGAUUCUACGACUUCAAGCCGCUCGACAAGCGCGGGCAAGAGGUUCCCCUCGCCGACUACAAGGGCAAGGUGGUGCUUGUCGUCAACACGGCCUCCAAGUGCGGCUUCACCCCGCAGUACGCCGGCCUCGAGACCCUCUACAAGUCCAUCAAGGACAAGCACCCCGACGACUUCGUCAUCCUCGGCUUCCCGUGCAACCAGUUCGGCUCGCAAGAGCCCGGCUCCGACGACGAGAUCCAGAACUUUUGCCAGGUCAAUUACGGCGUAACCUUCCCCAUCAUGCACAAGAUCGAUGUCAACGGCGACAAGGCCGACCCGCUGUACGAGUGGCUCAAAGCCGAGAAGCCCGGCCUCAUGGGCCUCAAACGCAUCAAGUGGAACUUUGAGAAGUUCCUUGUCGACCGCAACGGCCAGGUCAAGGGCCGCUGGGCCAGCACCACCAAGCCCGAGGCGCUCGAGAAGCCUAUCCUCUACGAGCUGGAGAAGAAGCAGUGAGAAAGAGGCUGGUCGCGCGUCGAGGCCUCUUGUGAAUCGCAGCGGUGAAUUGGUGACGACAUGGGACGCAACUUGGAAGGGUGGGGAAACAUGUAAUGCCGAGAUACCUUGCCUUUGAUGACACGCAACGCACGAGUCCGUCUUUUCUUUGUGCACGCAUUCCCCUCAUGUCCGCUAUUCCGUACUGUACUUCGUAACCAUAAUAUC